GAGCAGGCCAACAGACAACAACAUCCUUCAUUUGUCUCACCCAUCCAAGACUCUACUAUAGAGAGAGAAAGACAGAAAUCAUCACAGAAUUUGGAAUUGGGGAUUAAAUUAAAUCUGAAGAAUCACAUAAAAAUGGGUUCAUCGUCUCCAUCAGCAACACCAUAUAUGAGUGGAGAAAUCAGAAGUGGAAAAAGAUCACAGAUUAGUCCAACUAGUUAUGAUUUCUCCUUCAAGAUUCUGGUGAUCGGAGAUUCAGGCGUUGGUAAAAGCAGUCUUCUUCUCAGUUUCAUCUCCACCUCUCAAGAUCCUCUUCAAGAUGUUUCUCCUACUAUUGGUGUAGAUUUCAAGAUGAAGAUGCUCACAGUUGAAGGAAAACGACUCAAACUGACUAUAUGGGAUACAGCUGGACAGGAGAGGUUUGGUACACUAACAAGUUCAUACUACAGAGGCGCACAUGGAAUCAUUCUUGUUUAUGAUGUUACUCGAAGAGAAACAUUUACAAACUUAUCAGAAAUAUGGGCUCGAGAAGUUGAACUUUACUCCACAAACCCUGAUUGUGUCAAGAUCCUAGUUGGAAACAAGGUCGAUAGGGAUGUUGAAAGGGCUGUAACAGUUGAAGAAGGAAUGGCACUUGCAAAGAAGCAUGAUUGUUUGUUUUAUGAAUGUAGUGCUAGAACAAGAGCCAAUGUGCAACAAUGCUUUAAAGAUCUCUCCUUAAAGAUACUUGAUAAACCUGGUUUACUGGAGCAGGGAUCAGUGUUAGUGAAGAGACAAUUCUUGAAGGAGAAACAACUUUCUAUGAAAAAAAGAAGCGACAAUUGCUGCUCUUAAUGGAAUCAUGUUGUUUGCUGUUUCUUUUUUGUGAUGAUCGAAUGGUCAAAUCUGCUCUCCAUGGUCAAAGCAAGUAAGAUGGUGAUUCGUUUCUGUAAACACCUGGCGCGACCAUAUGUGAUAAGAACUGGGAGUUGCUGUAUAAUGUUUAGUAGGUUAAAAUAUAUAUAGGUAUAUUUUGUUCUUUAUUUGUUGAAAUCUUUUGGCCUGAUAUGGUCUUUGUAGAGUUGACCUCAAAGUUUUUGGAUGGAUUGAGAGUCCGAAUGGGUGAUAGUAAAUAGUAAAUAGUCGUUUUGUAAUACAGCUUUUCAAGUAUAUCAGAUUUGCUUGCUCAUAA
This is a messenger RNA of Lactuca sativa (garden lettuce), 1168 nucleotides long. RefSeq names its product ras-related protein RABC2a. Gene Ontology annotation, molecular function: GTPase activity; GTP binding. Lineage: Eukaryota; Viridiplantae; Streptophyta; Magnoliopsida; Asterales; Asteraceae. The record is from RefSeq and is a predicted model, not a curated record.